AUGGAAGAGAUGCUACAACUGAAGAGGGAAAUAGAAACAAAGGCUGCUGAAGCUAAUGAUGAAAAUCAUGAGGAAGAUCUACAGCCAGAAGAGUUAAAAGAAGGAUCAGAUAAGUAUCCAGUGUUCAAUCUUGAUAUUGAUUUUGCAAGAAAAAUUACUUUGAAAGCUAUCAAGGAAGACUUUGGAAUAGUUGUGGGGGAUCAAAAAUGUUGGUAUGCUAAGGUAGAAGCAAAAGUUAUGUUGUACGGAAAUGGUGCUGAUCAAUACAAAAGAGUUUAUGACUAUGCAAAUGUAGUGAGGAUGCAUAAUCCUGGGAGUUCAGCACCUGUGAAGGUUUUACCAGAGAUAGAGAGACCAAUAUUUCAGAGCAUGUUUAUAUGUCUUAAACCUGUAUUGGAUGGGUUUUUAGCUGGAUCAGUAGGUAAGGACGGAAACAACAACAUUUACCUAUUAGCAUGGGCAGUUGUGGAUGUGGAGGAUUUUCGAACCUGGUCAUGGUUCUUGACCAAUAUUAAAGAAUGUCUGGGCACAGAUGAUGAAAAGGGCUACACAUUCAUGUUUGAUAGGCAAAAGGGACUUAUAAGAGCCCUUGAUGAGAUUGUACCUGAGGCACAUACAAGGUACUGUUGGAGACAUCUUUGGGGAAAUUUCAAACAAAAAUGGUCGGUUGAAGCAUACAAGUUUGUAGAAGAUGAAGAACUGAAAGACCUUAAUGCAGAGGCUUAUGAGUACAUGGUUUCAAUACCAUCAAAUGCAUGGAGUAGGCAUGCAUUUGACACUAUUAGGAGAUUUAUCAUGCAAAGACACCAUAAGAAAAGGGAAGGGUUAAAUUCAAUAGAGGGUGGUAUUUUGCUUAUGUUAAGAAAAAAAAUUGAAUGGUCUACUGAGGCAAACAAAAGUUGUAUUGUUAUAGUAGCUAGUAGCACAUUGUUUGAGGUAUUCUAUGCCAUCAUGCGUAUGCAACAAUAA
Amaranthus tricolor (Joseph's coat) is the source of this 969-nucleotide messenger RNA. RefSeq lists its product as uncharacterized. Bases 1 to 969 code for a protein of 322 amino acids. NCBI's taxonomy places the organism in Eukaryota, Viridiplantae, Streptophyta, Magnoliopsida, Caryophyllales, Amaranthaceae. The record is from RefSeq and is a predicted model, not a curated record. The transcript is spliced from 6 exons.